Molecule: messenger RNA, 3654 nt
Organism: Chelmon rostratus (copperband butterflyfish)
Lineage: Eukaryota; Metazoa; Chordata; Actinopteri; Chaetodontiformes; Chaetodontidae
Gene: tdrd7a
Product: tudor domain containing 7 a
Exons: 21
Coding region: 1-3654 (1217 amino acids)
Biological process (GO): lens fiber cell differentiation; spermatogenesis; lens morphogenesis in camera-type eye
Source: RefSeq, a predicted model, not a curated record
AUGUCGGAUAGCGAGUCCGUUAAGAAAAUGUUGAGGUCUGUUCUUCAGUCCAGCAAGGCCGGCGUGUCUGUGAGCAGCCUCCAGUCAGAGUACCGCUCGCUGUGCGGAGAGAGCAUCCCGCUAAAGAAGCUGGGCUACUCAAAACUUGAGGACUACCUCAAGAGCAUCCCCUCUGUUGUCCGCCUGGAGUACAGCAAGGGUGAGUUGAGAUGCUUUGCAACAGUGUGUCAAGAGACGGCCCACAUUGCUCAGCUGGUGGCCAAGCAGCGGAGCUCCAAGAAAUCUGGCUGCUCCCAAGUCGUCAACUGCAGGAUGAGAUUCAAACCUUCCAAGCCUCAACUGCUCAGCAUGAGGCCAAGGUCCUCUCUCCGCCAACCUUCAGCUGGUAGUGCCUCCAACUGGCUUGCAAACCGUACUCAGUCCCAUGGCGGGUACAGAGGCUUCAGUGCCUCAGGAGACUACAGGCAGUUGGAUCAGAGGUUAAGCUGCAUCACCCCUGUUGAACACAGACAGCCGGCUCCUCCACCACCUGUGAAACAGGGUGCCAUGCCUGACAGGAAGGAGAAGAGCUUUGCAAAGCACCAGGAGCCACCAGAGAAGCCUCCUGAACGAGUCUUCCGACCCAACCAUUCCCAGUCUUCCCUGUAUAGUGUGGAGCUGGAGCAGAACAGAUUAAUUCAGCUCCUAGAGAAAUACUGCAGUGGAUUGUGGAUGUCAAAACUACCAGAGGUCUACAGUCAGAUGUUCAGUCAGCAGCUCCACCCUCAGGUGCUCAUAGAUCUGGAAAAGUGGACACGCAUCUGUACGGUGGAUAAACCUGCCAACACCCACCGAGCUGACUGCCUCAUCUACCCUCCUCUGCCUCCUACGCCUUUCACUGUCUCUACAAGUGGCAAUGCCCCUCCAACAUCACCCACCAGUUCAAGCACCAUCACACCCAUUUCUUCGCGUCCUUCAACACUUGAACAACCUUGCACGCCUGUCUCUCCUUCCCUUGCUCCUAAACCUAAAGUUUCCCCCCAGAACCCUUUGGUUAGGCCCACCUUCGUUUUUCCUCCACAAGCUGUAGCCGCCUCUUCAGGCAAGCCGUGGUCCUCGGUCAAGUUGCGUAGCCCUGACAGCAGCCCUGCUGUUGCUCCCUGGGUCAAUUUUGCAGUCAAUGCCAAUGGUGGAUGUAAAGGUAACAACAACUUGCCCACAACAACCCUCAGCAACAAAAAAAACACUCCACCCUUAGCUCCUACCUGGAAUUCCCCUCCAUCAACCAAUGCUCCUCGAUUGGCUUCCUCCCAUCAACCUGACCCUGAUAGUUCACCUCUUUUGAAGGUUACCCUCUUCUCUCAUUCUGCCCCUUGUCCUCCCUUAAAGUCCCCUGCUGUCGUUGUGUCGUCUGAGGUGCUCCAGAGAAUAAAGGAGCUUCUGUCCAAGUACAGUCAGGGUCUGUGGGCCCAUGCUUUGCCCAAACUCUUUAUGGACACAUACAAGACGCCAUUCCCUGAACAUAUUCUGGACAACUUAUCUCUUUUGCUGGAUAUAUGCACUGUGGAGUACCCCAUGCCACAUGACAAAAAGAGGGCCAUCCUGUAUUAUAUGAGCAGAGCAGACAUGGAAACCACAGACAGCCCACAAAGCCAGCGGUGUAGAAGCCACCCCCUUCCCUCUGGUGUGGAGGUCCUUGACCCUGUGUUGCCUCCCUCCCUGGUUCUUCCCUCAGAGCAGUACCCCUCUGUGCUGAUUACUGAUGUGAAGAGCAGCAAUGCUGUCACUAUAAGGUAUGUAGGUGAGAACUACUCCAAUGCCCAGGAGGCCAUGGAGGAAACCAUGCACUACUUCUACGACCAAAGCUCCACCCACCGUCCUUUGUUGGACCCUCUUCUUGGUCAGCUGGUAGCAGUCAGGGGGGAGGAUGGAGAGGAGUGGACCAGAGCUCAGGUCAUGAAGGUUGUGGACCCUAACAAGGUCAAGGUGUACUAUGUAGACUAUGGCCUCACUGUGGAAGCCAGUAAGUCUGAUCUGCUGGAGUUGCACCAGGACUUCCUCUCUCUGCCAUUCCAGGCUACAAAUGUUAGACUUGCAGGUCUAGAGGCAUUCAGCUCCCAUCCACUGGUGCUGUCCUCCCUAGACAAGUUGGCAGUCGGAAAGAUCCUGCUGAUGGAGACAUUAGAGCCAUAUCAGCAGAAUGAGACGCCCAUGACAGUACUAUAUGACACAUCGCAGGAUGAUGACGUCAACAUCAACUCCACCUGCCUGAAGGCUCUACAGGACAAGACCAUGAACAACCCUCUGACUGUAAAUGCUACCUAUCAGGAUGUGUGUGUCACAAAUGUGUGUGCAGAUGGUAUCAUCUACUGCCAGCUGCCCUCCAGAGGAAAUUUAAGACUCAAGAAAUUACUGAAGGAAACAGAGGCCAUCUUCGCUGCUCAGAUGACAUCUGAGUCCCUGGUGUCCAGACCUUUCAGUGGCAAGUUCUGUCUAGCCCGCUACAAAGGAAAGUGGUCCAGAGUGGAGAUCACCAACAUGUACGGUAAUAGAGUGAUGGAGAUCCUCUUCAUUGACUUUGGUGUCCCGGCAACUGUAGAAGUCACUGAUCUUCGAGAGAUCCCUCCUGUUUUAAAUAAGGACUUGAUCAUCAUCCCACCACAGGCUGUCAAAUGUCGCCUGGCUGACCUCACAGUUCCAGAGGCAGACUGGAGCCCAAAGGCUGUUCUGUGGAUGAAGGAGGCUGUCCUGGGCUCCCAAGACUGCAAAAUUAAGGUCUUGAAAUUAGACCAGCACAAAGGGGACUUGCUGGUCUAUAUGUACCUCUUUAUUGGCACUGACAGUCAGGAGCUGGACAAGAGUGUCAACCAUCAGCUGGCCCAGUCAGAGUUGUGGCACAAACUCACAACACAGAACAACAACAACACAAUCACCAGCUCCAACAGCAGCGUGGAUACAGGUAAUAAGUUGACUUUGGGCAGUGCUGUCUCAAACUCCAUCAAGGCCUCAACCCGAUCACUCCCAGAUACGACCACCGAAACUGGGAUUCAACAACUCCCAAUGCCUCCCCUGCUGGAGCUCCCUCAGCCUGGCCAGAAUAUGGAUGUGUUUGUGCCAGUGGCCUGCCACCCCGGUUACUUUGUGCUGCAGAAAUGGCAGGAACUGCACAAGCUGGUGGUGUUGAUGGGAGAGAUGAUUCUCUAUUACAACCGGAUGUGGAAGAUCAACACAGCCACACACAUCCGGAAAGGAGAGGUCUACGCUGCCAAAAUAGACAAUAAUUGGCACCGCGUGCAGGUGAAGGGGAUUCUGGCCAAUGGGUUGGUUUCUGUCUACGAGUUGGACCACGGCAAGCAUGAGUUGGUCCCCAGUACUCUGCUCCGGCCUCUGAUAGAUGAGUUCAGACAGCUGCCCUUCCAGGCUAUUACUGCACAACUGGCAGGUGUGACACAGCACCAGUGGUCAGAGGAGGCCUGCAUUUUAUUCAGGAACCACGUGGAGGAUCGAGCGCUGGUUGCCCUGGUGGAGAGUGUGCAGGAGGUGUCGCAGGUUAAAGAUGAGCUGCUGGAACGCAGGUUGACAGUUUACCUGGUGGACACUGCAUUGGAGGACAGAGACCUUUGGAUUCACAGAAUCAUGGUCGACAUCGGCGGUGAGCUGUCUACAGCAGCCUAG